CGUCCUCCUUAGGCGCAGACCGUUUCUGUUCAGGUCAAAGCAGUACGCGUUUUCGGUAGAGGCAGCAGUAAGAUUAGUCUUCAGAGCAAUUUUAGCGUUAAAUAUCUUUUAACGCAUUUGCUAAACGUGUUAUUUUAUAAUGAGCGACAACGAGAAAGAGUUCAGGGAGCAGGACUCUCGGGCCGGCUCGCGGAGCGCAUCCCCUGGAGGCUCACCUAAAUCCACUAGCCGCUCACCAGCGCGCUCCAGAGGUGGUUCCCAUCAUUCCAGAUCCAAAUCUCAGUCCCGAUCUAGAUCUCGGUCAAGAUCUAAAUCCAGGUCUCGAUCCCAUCGAAGUUCACGCAGACACCACUCCCGUUCCCGCUCUCGUUCCCGCCGGCGCCGCUCCAGGAGCCGAUCUCGUAGCUCUGAGUACCGCCGGCGCAGGAGCCACAGCCGCUCCCCCAUGUCGAAUAGACGCCGACACAUUGGCAACAGGGCCAACCCAGACCCCAACAACUGUCUGGGUGUGUUUGGUUUGAGCCUCUAUACCACUGAGAGGGACCUAAGGGAGGUUUUCUCUAAGUAUGGCCCGUUGGCAGACGUCAACAUUGUGUAUGACCAGCAGUCACGUCGAUCCAGAGGCUUUGCCUUUGUCUACUUUGAGAACUGCGAGGACUCCAAGGAGGCCAAGGAGCGAGCUAAUGGAAUGGAGCUGGAUGGACGCAGGAUCCGAGUGGAUUUCUCUAUUACCAAACGAGCCCAUACUCCCACUCCAGGAAUCUACAUGGGACGCCCCACAUAUGGUGGUGGUGGUGGUGGUGGUGGAGGAGGCGGCGGUGGCGGCGGCGGCGGCUCAUCACGUCGUGUCUCAAGGGACUACGACAGGGGCUACGACAGAGGCUAUGAUAGAGGCUACGAUCGUGACUACGAUCGUUACGAUGACCGCGAGUACCGUUCAUACAGGCGCAGAUCUCCAUCUCCUUACUAUAGUAGAGGAUAUCGCUCUCGAUCACGAUCCUACUCACCACGUCACUACUGAGCAACAAGAGAAGAGGCGACAGAAGUGUUACUGUUUGGAUGACAGUGUUUUUGUUUUAAAUCUGACAAUAUUAUGUAUGUGGUUUAAAAACUCUGCAUCUGUUUGUGUAUCAAAAGUUUAACAAAAUUGAUCCAAAAGAACCCCCUAAAUUUCUCCCUGAGCACAAAAAAGUCAUCAGGGAAUCAUGCUGCACCAAGUCUGUGCGAAGAAUCCGUUUUUGGUUUGUUUAUUUUUUUCUGAAAAAUGGAAAAAAAAAUUUUUUUUGUUUUGUUUUGUUUUUGAAGACUCAGUGUGAUCAAAUGAAUUGAAAGCACAGUCAGUGGUUGUAAAAAGGCUAGGAUGUUCUCAGUAGUUUUUGUUUUGUUUUUAUGUAUCAUAGCUGGAUUUUUCUGUGCCAGUUUUACACUUUCUCAUUUUGCUCUUUGUUGGUAGGUGAUUUGUUAAACUGUCGUGAGCCUAGUUUGCCCCUCAUUAAGUUUUAAAUGCCAUGUUUCUUUUUCAGUUUGUUUUUGCUUGAUCGAACGUCCACUUUUGUUUGUAUAUAAGAAAUUAAAAAAAAAAAAUACUUUGA
Maylandia zebra (zebra mbuna) is the source of this 1592-nucleotide messenger RNA. Its product is annotated as transformer-2 protein homolog alpha. Lineage: Eukaryota; Metazoa; Chordata; Actinopteri; Cichliformes; Cichlidae. Gene Ontology annotation, molecular function: RNA binding. The record is from RefSeq and is a predicted model, not a curated record.